AUGGAUAGAAGCCAUGGUCGCCGACUAUCGCCACUGCCAUCCCGAACACGUAGAUCUAUCGUGGAUUCCUUCGGCGCGCUGCUCACCAUCGUUUUCGCCUGCCUGCUGAUAAGGCCUACCUCCGCAGUUCUGAUCCCUUUCGACAACUGCCUGCCCGACAGCUACCGAAACUUCAACCCCUUGCCGCUACAAUGGAGUCCCGUAUACGUAGACGCUCGCUUCGAUACCGAAAACCCAGAUCACCUUCUUCAAAUCAUCGUAUGGGGCAAUGUGUCUGGCUCUCUUUACAAGGUGGAUUUGCCUGCUAAAGGCGAUCCGCUCUGGAACGAUUCUACCCACACGGAUGGCAAAAUUCUCGACUACACGAGGGAAGGGAACAAAGUCACAACUCUUGCCAGCAAGGUCAAUUUCUUGACCUAUGAGCCCUUUAGCAACGUUUCUAGUUUCUGCAACUAUAGUCUGGUCAAUGGAUCCUGCCCUCUCUCCCCCGUCUUUAAUGACACGGCUAUUACUUACCCGUACGGAAACUUGCCCUCCGUCAACAUCACGGCAAAGAUGGAUUCGUCAUACGCCUUUACAUCCCUAGCCGCGACAUUGCAGGUCAUAUACGGUGACGACUCUGCCAAACAUAUCGCGUGUGCCUCCGCCACUGUAACUCCGGAUCUUGGAAGUCUACGCGAUCUUCUGCGUUACCUGCCGCUUGUUGUUCUGCUCUUCGUAGGAUUUGCGACCAUGUUCGCCUCUGUAUUCAGCCCGUGGGGCUCGACAGAUAUAUUCCACUGGACGACAAAUUACGGACGAGAUGCUGAUCUAUUGCGCCUGGUGACCCCGGGUUUCGGAGACUGCCUUCAGUACAUCCAAUUUGUGGCUCUCACCGGAGGACUGACUCUCAACUAUCCCGGAUUUUACCAACCAGUUGUCAGUCAGGUGGGUUGGUCCGCGCUGAUGUUCAACGAGAGCUUCGUGAGCAAGUCCCCAGGCUGGCAAUCGAUUCAAGACGGCAUUUACGUGACCAAUGGCACCUAUGGACUGCACCAGUAUGCCCAAAUGGUGGGCAUGACCGAUGUCGAAGAUAUUUGGGCGGGAACGAUGGUUUGGGUCUGCGUCAUCGUUGCGGCCCUUUUCGUUCUCAUCCAAAUCGGCUUUUUCUUCCGCUGGGUGCUCCGAUUUAUCAGCGAUACCCCUGAAGAGGACCUCCGUGCUAAGAACAUCCCGUUCUCUGUGGGUAAUGUCGUGCGUGUCGUCUUCAACUACCUGCUGCUGCCCAUUGUGGCACUGUCGACUUUUCAACUAGUGGUUGCCAGUCAGUCGCGCGAGUUUGCUGUUGCUCUAGCUGUCAUCACCCUUCUCAUGUUGGUAUGCUUUGCCGCAUGGCUCCUUUAUCUGAUCUUCAGGACCCGGCCCCGAGCCGUCUUAUUCGAUGACUUGCCGACGGUGUUACUUUAUGGACCCCUUUACAACACCUACUCGGAUGAGGCAGCAGCAUUUGCGCUUAUUCCCGUCACGCUGACUUUCAUCCGCGGCAUUGCAAUCGGCGCCGUGCAGCCUGUUGGCAUCGCACAAAUCGUUCUACUUGCCAUUUGUGAAGUCGUCCACCUCUUGACCCUUCACGCUUUCAGACCUUUCCAGUCUCCGACAUCGAUGAACGCCUACCACACGCUCUUUUCUGCCUUGCGGUUCACCACCGUGAUGCUCAUGGUGGCGUUCGUACCCCAAAUGGGUGUUACGGAAGGUCCUAAAGGAUGGAUCGGCUACACCAUCCUCCUUAUUCACGCCUGUGUACUGGUUCUUGGAUUCUUCCUGAACGCACUACAAACAAUAAUAGAGGUAACUGCGCGGUUAAUGGGUGCUGGAGGAGACGAUACACGGGGUCUGCAGCGGGGCGGUUUAUCAAAGAUAUUUGGCAUGCGACAACUGCAACGUCGUACGUCUCGGAGGGAGAAUGGUCCUUCAAGAGCCAGCCAACUGUCAACGACGGGCAUGCUCGAUGCCGAUGAAAACUCAAAGACUGGAUACGUAAUGCGGGGUGGCAGACUGAGAAGCGAGUCGGCGGGAAGUGGUUUUCUACUACGAAGCCAGCAACGGAGUUCUUCCGCACUAGACAGCAUCGACCCCUAUACCGGCCAAGUUCGCAACUUCGACAGUGGCAGCAACUUUACGCCGACAACACCAGGUGAAGUGAGUACAUUCUCUUUCCUGCCGUCGCCUGCUGCUGCCACACGACCUCCCGCUGCCGUCACCGUCGAAUCUGCCGAUCCUUACUAUCGACCUCCGCGACGUCGUGGCGACACUCUCAAUGGAUCAUCCACAUCCCUUCCUCACAGGGCCUCCGUCGCCGACUCUCGACGUUACAGCCAGGGGGGAGUACAUCUUGGCGACGCUACAGCAGACUUGGAGGCACAACUGUCAAGGGGCCCAACGCCCGCCCCUCAAGCCAUCAACUUGACCCCGAGAGCGGACUACUCCACGAGAGAGGUGGACUUCUACUAUGGCGUUCGAGGACCCGCUCUCAACUCGGAGGGCAUCGGCCGUAAGCUGAGAACUGGCCCUGCCGACCCGACCAAACCAAUGGCUACCGCUGCCGGAUGGUUCCGCAACAUGUUUGGGGGCAAAACAAAGGAGAAGGGCAAAGGAUUCGAGGUUGUGCGAAGCUCGCGUAUGCCACCGGCUAUGCGUGCAGCCGCCGACGCAGAGUACGACGCCGAGCCCCCACCAGAAGGAAUUCCUGUGGCCAUGGGUGUUUUGCGAAACGGGCCCAUUGAAUCGGAUGACGAUGAACCGAAGAAUAAAGCGCCACGGAAACACACCGAAAAUGCAGAUAACUCGGAAAAUCUGCUCAACGAUGAUGGGGUCUCGGUUAUCUCGGUCGAAUCGGAGAUCGAAGAGAUUGAAAUACAGAAAGUGAAUCGCGAGUUCGGGCAGCUUCAAGCUGCCCAGUCGGGUCCCUUCCAAGGCAAGCAGAUCAGCCUCACAGAAACACAGGCGCCAAUCCACAGGGUCGGACAUACCCGAAAUACCGCGGAAGAGCUCAAAGAGAGAUUCCGGCAUGGGCCGGGGGCAUUCCCCAGCUCCAUCGUUCAAUCUUAUACCGCCGACGUCGCCCGCCGGGCCAUCGAAUGGCGGGCCCUCAGCAAGCACAACAGCACAGGGUAG
Molecule: messenger RNA, 3153 nt
Organism: Colletotrichum fioriniae
Lineage: Eukaryota; Fungi; Ascomycota; Sordariomycetes; Glomerellales; Glomerellaceae
Source: RefSeq, a predicted model, not a curated record